This is a messenger RNA of Triplophysa dalaica, 1558 nucleotides long. It is a transcript of the gene ca14, whose product is annotated as carbonic anhydrase XIV. Gene Ontology annotation, molecular function: zinc ion binding; carbonate dehydratase activity. Lineage: Eukaryota; Metazoa; Chordata; Actinopteri; Cypriniformes; Nemacheilidae. The transcript has 12 exons. Gene Ontology annotation, cellular component: plasma membrane. Bases 197 to 1324 code for a protein of 375 amino acids. The record is from RefSeq and is a predicted model, not a curated record.
UUCAACUCACAGGGCCCACUCAUCCACAUAAUGAAAAAGACCAAGUGUUCAGUCUACUUGUAGGAUAUUUCCAUUUUGUGGACAGUUCUGCAGUAACACCGUCAAGGGUAUCUGAGUAUCUCUUAUCUUGCAGUGUAUCAGUGGGUCUAUUCCAGUUUUCCCACCGUGUGUGUGCUGUGGAGAGGUGGGUGACAGCAUGGACCGGGAUUGGAAAAGAGUGGCUGUUUUUCUUUUGUUCGCGAAUUGUGUCAACUGCUCAGGAACCGCCAAAGAAUGGACAUACGCAGGUGCUGUGGGCCAGUCAGACUGGGCUGAGUUCUUUCCUGACUGCGGUGGCUCCAGUCAAUCACCUAUAAAUGUGGACACGUCCCGUACAGUGCAUGAUCCUACACUACUUCCUGUAGAGCCCCUGGGAUAUAACCAACCUGGAAAUAAGCCCUUCACUCUUUUAAAUAAUGGUCAAACAGUUCAGAUGACAUUGCCACGUUGGAUGGGCGUGGCUGGGUUACCAUGGCAUUACAGCGCUGUACAGCUGCACCUGCACUGGGGUAAUGGAGUGGGCGUGGCCACAGGAAGUGAACACACUAUUAAUGGACGGAGCUCUUCAGCAGAGCUACAUGUUGUACACUACAACACAGAGUUAUACUCUGAUAUGUCGGAGGCGAAGACCCAUGAGGAUGGCCUGGCUGUGUUAGGCGUACUGAUCGAGGCAGGUGAGGAAGUUAAUCAUGCUUAUAGUAGUAUUCUAAACUAUCUGGGUCGGAUCAAAUAUGCAGGUCAGAAAGUGGCUAUCCCUGCAUUUGAUGUAUACAAACUUCUGCCCGACGACCUGAGCCGAUAUUUCCGUUACAAUGGCUCGCUCACCACCCCACCCUGCUUCCAGAGCGUCCUGUGGACACUAUUUUAUGAGAGGGUUCAAAUCUCUCACUCACAGCUGAUGAAAUUAGAGACAGUGCUGUACUCCAGUAAGGCAGAUGCGGCCGAGCCCUCAGCGCUACGGGACAACUACAGAGUCACUCAGCCACUUAACAACAGAACUGUCCUGUCCUCUUUCAUUCCUGUUUCAAUUCAGAUUUAUACAGCAGGGGAAAUCGCAGCGAUUGUGAUCGGAUCUCUGUGCGGAUGUGUAGGUUUGGUUGUUAUCAUUCGCUUCAUUGUGAAAAGUAUUCGCUCAACAUCGAGCUGGGAUGUCCUGGCGAGUAUCCGACCUGCUCCUCAGCCCAGAACAAAUGAUGUGGCAAAAGAAGUUAAACAGGAUGUGGCUUUGAAGACAACCUCUGACCCGGAAAAAACAGAGGAAGUCACCCCUCAACCUGCUUCUUGACCCCAAACAUCUUGUGUGUAACUUUACUGUCUUGUGAAUGUGCAGUAAGAAACAUACAUUCUUCUCAGCCCUCCAAAUAUCUUCUUGUCCCCAAAUUGUCAUUAUUUUUGAACCCAGGCUUUGUUGUCUUUACCCUUCUCUCAUUUUGCAACAAUGUGGUGAUUGAUGGCAUCUGUGUCUGAAAGGAAUUGUGUAGAUAUUGUUGGACGAUAUGCAUUCUCUUCAGCACUGUUG